CUUAAACUGAGGUUUGAAAAUCAUAUUUGACAUUUUUGGAGUGUAUGUAUAUUUUAUCUUCAGGUUGUAUUAACGAGUCCAUUUGAAAAUGAAAAAGCCUUUCGAAAGCUGAGAUCAUUGUUAUUGUUAUAAUUGCAAAAGUCGUAACGAAGGGACCGGAAAUCAUUCGCUGUUUUCAAUUUAGGACUAGAAACUAUCUGAGUUACCAUGAAUAAAACAUGAAAGUCUUUUGAAUUGGUUUCGACUGGUGGUACGSUGUUUGUGUGGUAUGAUAGCAAGCUGCAUACGGACAGCACUUCAAGUACUGAAAAAUGGUACUACAAACAGACUGGCAGCUAAAGAGRAGUUCUCUGGUYGCUAGAAACUCUUUCAUGUUCAAUAAUGACUUAAUUUCGGAUGUAAAUUUUGUUGUUUAUAGCCAGAAGUCGGCGUGUAAAGUCUUCGUACCCGCACACAAGUAUGUUUUAGCGAUUAGUAGCCCUGUGUUUUUAGCGAUGUUUUAUAGCAAUUUGGCUGUUGCUGGCAACACUGUGGAUCUUCCAGACUGUGAUUCCGAGGGACUUCUGGAGUUUUURAGGUUCAUAUAUUGUGAUACAGUGGAACUGUCAUUGCCUUCCGCRAUACAAGCUCUUUACUUAGCAAAGAAAUAUCUCGUACCUUCUCUGGCUAAAAUUUGCGUUGCUUUUAUAAAGGAGAAUGUGACGGCAGCCCAUGCGCUUGAAGUYUUGCCAUACGCAAUGAAACUAGACGAACAAGAAUUGACGGAAAAGUGUCUGGAAAUGAUCGAUGUUAAUGCRGAUAUUACGCUAACAAGUCGUUCUUUCCUGGACGUAAGUGAUGAUUUGUUGGAAAUUAUUCUAAARAGGGAUUCAUURUGCGUUAAGGAAAUAKACCUCUUCAAGGGCGUACAGCGCUGGCUCAGUCAUAACUACAUGCCUCAUUCAGUGUCACGAAUAUCGUCACGCAAGAACAAACCGCUUCACACUGUUGAUGAAAACAUAGAAACUCCUGUAAAGCGYGUUUAUAGUGGWACCUUURCGUGCCGUUGUCAGGAGAAUUGUGAUUGCGUGACAAAUAUGCUGCCGUCGUCCUCAGUUACCUCCCAAGGAGGGUUCAAGGUACCAAAAAGUCACGAAUUACGGAGCUGUCCUGAGUCACGCCAAGCUAAAGCUCACUUUGAUCAGAAUCAAAACCAAUUGAUAAUUUCUUCUACAACGGUUUCUUUUGCAAGRUUGUGCAGCGUUACUAAUCGGUUACUGAAGAAUGUUCGUUUUCCGCUGAUGUCGGAAGAAGACUUUAAACACCACGUGGUCCCKUCYAACCUUCUUUCUCACCAAGACAUYGUCGACUUGUUGGUCAGUUUUGGUCCUGUCCCAAACAAACUUGAAAAGUACUCCUCAACUCCACGUAAAGGCGGGCUAAAAMGAUGCUCUCGCUUUGCUGUAGUGUCUCGCUGGUUUCUCUACUCAGGSAGCCARUCAGAGUCCGUUAUAAUGUCCGUCAAUACACCAAUCAAGUUGUACGGUAUACGACUAUACGGMCAUGAAAAUUGUCAUUAUCGUCUCAAACUSAGCAUCUAUCCGCGUGAAAACCCUACCGAAAAACACGCAAUAGARGGAUGUUAUAAAUCCGAGACACGAGGCAGUGACGGUUACCAUGGGUACGACGCAGUGUUUGAUCAAUCCUUUCGUAUUGAGAAUGACGCUGAUUACGUCAUACAAGCUGUGAUUGCGGGCCCUCCUUCAGCUUAUGGGAAGGAAGCCCGUCGAUCGGUUGAGUGUGGAAAGGUUAAGUUUGAAUUCAAAGGAGAGGAAAACUCUAUCUUCCAAAACUUUGGUGUUGGACAAUUUUCCGAAAUUAUAUUCUUUGAAUUAUAAUGAUUAUGACUUUCCUUUUUGAAAAGCAAUUUUAUCUUGAAGAACCUUCCCCUAAUUCCCAAACAGGACACACUGRAUUAUUUCUGUAGACAGARCAUUCUUCAUUUUUUAUUCAAAGAAAUUAAGAAUAUUAUUGUAUGCUUUAAUUAUUAAUAUAAUUGUUAAUUGAUUCACGAAAUUUCGAUGUUUUAUACCAUGAUCAGUGUUGUAUUAAAAUGAAAAUGUACAGUGAAGCUUACAUUUCUUUUGAUGAAGUACUCUCUAGCGCCAUCUUGAGAGAGAGACGUUUAGAGUCCACGCAAUAAUGCACAACUCAAUGAAUACAGCUAUCCCAGAAAACGAUAAUACUGAAGGUAGUGUAUUCCAGGACUGCAGUGCAUUGUUAUUCGUUCUGUCGCUGUUCAAAAAGAGUGUGUUGCUGUAGAAAUGACUAUACCAGCUCUUCACAGUCAAGAACUUUAGUGGGAAGCAAUACUCCAAUUUCGAGAUCUGGUUUGC
Exaiptasia diaphana is the source of this 2375-nucleotide messenger RNA. Its product is annotated as BTB/POZ domain-containing protein 6-B-like. Bases 312 to 1877 code for a protein of 521 amino acids. Gene Ontology annotation, biological process: neurogenesis. The record is from RefSeq and is a predicted model, not a curated record. NCBI's taxonomy places the organism in Eukaryota, Metazoa, Cnidaria, Anthozoa, Actiniaria, Aiptasiidae. Gene Ontology annotation, molecular function: protein binding. The transcript has a single exon. Gene Ontology annotation, cellular component: cytosol.